Messenger RNA from Paramecium pentaurelia, 3725 nucleotides. The record is from the annotation of a GenBank genome assembly. Lineage: Eukaryota; Ciliophora; Oligohymenophorea; Peniculida; Parameciidae.
AUGUUUUUAACUAGACAAGGAUAAGUGAGGAUAAAGUAUGCAUCCCAAUAGAAAAAUUUUCAUGAUAAUGUGAAUAGAUAUAAUUUUGAGAGGAAAACCAUUGUUAUUGAUUAUAGUAACAUUGACAUAGAGAAAUAAAUACCUGAAUAGUUUACCAAAUAAAAUUAUAAAUAUUGUUCUUAGAUUAGCAAUGUAGAUUAUAAAUACGAUAUUCUUAUUAUUAAUCCAGCUUUGAUUGAUUAAAUUAAGACUAAUGGAUUUCAAGUGGUAGAAAUUUAGACUCCUGUUUUACCAAUAGAGUAAAGGAGAUUUUUGAGUGAUUAUAAUACUUAAGAAUAAAAACUAUAAUUGAUUCAUAAGACAGUUAUUUCAUAAAUAAAUGAAGAAAGAGAUAUUUUGAUAUAUUGUAUGGAUGCUAAUGAGAUUGAAUAUCUUAGAGUUUUAUUUGAGUAAAGUUAAAUAAGAGUUAUAGUUAAGAUUGAUAAUGAAUUCAAUUAAUUAUUCAAUAGAGUUAUGCAUUAACCUAAUUACUCAAACACUGUAUUUUUAUUAAUGGAACCUUAAUAAUUAGAAUCCUAUAAUAUAACAUUGAUAAUCCAUACAAAUUAAAGAGAAAUUAUAAAAAGAAGGGAUGAUAACACAAUUGAAUAUUCAUAUUAAAUCUUGAGUCAAGUUGAUUUGUAAGUUCGAGAAAUCUCUAAAUCUAAUAGUGAAGGAAUUAUGAUUUAUUAUGCCUUUUCUGAAUAAUAAUAUCUAUAAUUAGCAAUGUAAGCUUAAAAAUCAUCAAAUAUUGAUUUGGAGAGUGAUAAUUUUGAAAAAUUGUUGUGUAAUCUAAGUAAAUAAGAAGAUUGUAAACAUUUAUAGAAAUUUGGAAUUAUGAUUGCUGCUUUAUUUACAUCUGGUUAAUUAUUAUAAAUAUUUGAUAAAUAGAGUUUACAAAAAUAAUUAAGUAUCAAAACUAGUUCAUAUUGGUCUAAAUAAGGAGAUUAUCAUUCAUGGUAUAAUAUAAUAAUGUAAAUUAUUAUAUUGUUGAAUUCAUGUGAAGAUGAAAAGAUUUCAAGUAUUAUUAAAAAAUUCUGUAAUGAUAACAAAAUCAAUUUAAUUAAAGCUUUAUUAAUAAUUGCAAAACUUAAAUAUUUCUCUUCUCUGUAUGAAAUUGAUGAUCUUGAUGUUUUAGAUGGAUUACAAUAAUUGAAUUUAAAGAAAUAAUCAAGUAGUAUUGAUGGUUUCUAAACUGAUAAUGAAUAUUAAUUAGAAUAAUUAUUUCCUAUUUCUAGAGAUUAUAAAAUGCACAAAUAUUCCUUAUAGAAAAUUUUUAAGAUUAUUAAUCUUCCAUAAUAUAUAUUAGGAAUUAAGGAAAAUUAAGUACUUUAUUCAGCAGUAGCAGAAAAUAAGUUCAGGAAGAUUUCAGUUUAGGAACAUAUAGUAUAAAAUAUUUGUACUGCUGUUAUGAAUUUAUUGUGGAAUGAUGAAGAAUCUGAAAUAUCAAAAUUAGAACACAAAUAUAAAUGCAUCAUAGAACCAUUUAAUAUAAAUAAUCUUGUCAUCUAUUCUGAUAAUAGUAAAUAAGUUGAAGAUGAAUUACUCAGCAUUAUUUCUAAAUUCAAAUAAUAAUUAAGUUAAUAAAUAAAAGAAUAUGAAUAUCAAAAUUCAAAUAUUAGAUUUAUUAUAUCUAAUGGAGGAGUUAUUGAUAAAUGUUAUUAUUCUAAUAAUUCCAUAUUAGAAAUUAGUUAACUUAGUUUAGAAACUAAAGAGGCAGAAAUCAGAAGUUUAAUUGAACCUUAUUCUUUAAUCAACACAAUCACUUUAAUUCCAUAUAAAAUAUCUUAAACUGCAUAAAUAGAUUUAAGGGAUAAAGAUGCAACUCUUGAAAUUAUUAAUGAUCUUGAUGAGACUGAAUUUUAGGGAUGCACUAUAAAAGUUUCAUCUACUUAUAUUAAAAAAGAAUAAAAUAAAAAGUUUCAUCCUUAUAUCAUCAAACUCUCAUGGUUUAUAUAUCAUUGUAAAGGUAAUGCUGAAAUUACUUUCAACAAUGAAAUGGCUGCCCAAGAAUUCUAUAAUCAAUAUAAUGAUACUAUUUUAGAUGGUAAGAAAAUGAUUAUGUAAGUUAAUAAUGACAUUGUACAUAUCUCUAAUUUAACUUAAUAUAUUACAGAAUUAGAUUUAUUCAGAUUAAGUACAAAAAUAAAAUCUAUAAAUAUAUCUAAAUCUGUUUUAUAUGAACCUAAAUUUGAUAUAUUCUAAAAAGUAGAGUCACUAUUAUUUGAUGAAAAUAGAAAACAUCAUAUAGGAUUUAAACAUUAAUAACUCUAUAGAAUUAGAAAUUAAAGAAAAGAUUACAAAAGAGUAUUAAAAUUAGGAGUACCAUCUAUUAAUUUUGUUAAUUCUGCUUUAACUAAUUUUAAUAAUUUACUUAUAUAAUUAGGAUUAUAAUAAGUUAAAUUAUAUUGUGAAGCUUAAUACAAACAUCAAUAUAAAGUGAAAUAAGAUUUUAUAAAGUUUGUUAGGAAUAAUAUAAAAUCAAUAUAAUAGAAAUUUAAUAAUCUUUUUAGAAUUGAAUAAGUUGAUAAUUCAGGUUCUGAAAUUGAAUUACAUUUAGUUUCUGAUAAUUAUAUGGUAUUCUCUAAAGUAAGAGAUACUAUCUAGAAUAUAAUAGAUGGUUAUAUAAUUAAUUUUGGAGAAUUGAAUACUAUUCUAUUUAGUGAUGUUGGAUAACAAUUUAUUUAAGAAUUAGAAAUUCAAAAGAGUGUUAUAAUAAGUCUUGAUUAAUUUAAGAAAAUUAUUAAAGUUUAUUGUUUGGAUGAACAAUUUUAAGAAUUAUAAGAUAUAAUAAAAUCAUUUUUAGAAUCCAAUUCAACAAUAACAGUCAGAUUGACUCCUUAAAAAUUGAAAAAAUUAUUGGGAGAUGAUUAUUAAGGAUUAUUGUUUCUAUAAUAAAAAUUUAAAUUAACUGAUGUAGUUCCAAUUAAGAAAAAUAAUUAAUUAAAAUUAUCAGGACAAGCUAAAAAUUUAGAAGAAGCUAUUUAAUAUUUAGAAGCUUUUUUAGAAUCAAAAGAUGAAAAUAUAGAAAAUCAAUCAAUAAAUUAAGAUAAUACUUGUUGUUAUUGUUUGAAUUAAAUGAAACAACCUUAUAUUUUAACAAAUUGUAAUCAUAAAUUCUGUAAUGAUUGUUUAAAUUAUGAUUUCUCAAAUUCAAUUAAAGAUAUUAAUUCUUUACCUAUCAAAUGUUCUUUAUGUUAAAAUCUAAUUUUAUUAGAAGAUAUUUAGAAUAUUUUAGGUUUGGCUAAAUAUGAAAAAUUAGUAGAAUUAUCAAUAAACAAAUAUGUAAAUGAUAUGAGAGGACUUUUGAUAUUCUGUUUUAAUCCAGGAUGUUCAAAUAUUUUAAGAGUCAAAGGAGAUACAGUCUAUUGUGAAAAUUGUAAAGUCACUUAUUGUUUAAAAUGUAAAGUGUAAAUGCAUUAUGGAAUGACAUGCUGGGAAUAUUAAACAGGUGAUUAAAAAAUUAUGGAAGAAUUAAUGAAAAAAGAAGAUAUACGUUUUUGUCCUGUUUGUAGAUCUUUAGCAUAAAAAAUAUCAGGUUGUAUGUCUGUGGCUUGUUCUAGUUGUAAAAAAUAUAUUUGUUGGAAAAAUUUACCAAAUAGUAGUAAAGCAUGUAUGAAAGUGUUUAAUAAUUCAACUGAAUGCCAUUAACAUUUAACAAAUGUUCAUGGUGGGUAUUAUUGAUU